Messenger RNA from Pantherophis guttatus, 4820 nucleotides. RefSeq lists its product as uncharacterized. Gene Ontology annotation, biological process: centriole elongation; cilium assembly. Lineage: Eukaryota; Metazoa; Chordata; Lepidosauria; Squamata; Colubridae. Gene Ontology annotation, cellular component: centriole; centrosome. Gene Ontology annotation, molecular function: tubulin binding. The record is from RefSeq and is a predicted model, not a curated record.
UUUGGCCUGAAUGCUUGCCAAGUAUUACAGAAGAAAGGGAAGAACAAUCAAGGGAGGAGAACAUUCCUUUGUCUCCCUCAGGAUUAGGGACAAAUGUGAAGACUCAAAUUGUAGAUGAGAGAUCCAUCAGACCUGGAGUUGGAAAAAGACAGAAAAACAUGGAAAAAUCCUUUGAAGAUCUGAAAGCAGAUUCUUCAAGAAUUGAGAUACAAUACCAGGAUUCCAGUGAGGCAGAGAUGACGGAUCCAAACUCAUUUCUGGAAUAUCCAGAAGGCAUUGUGAAGUGUGAAAAAAAUAGAGACAGUCUUGCCAGGAGCCCUAUCAAACUGCUGGGAAGAAUCAGCUUUGAUCAGCAGAAUCUCUCAUCUCCUGAUCAGUGGAAAACAGGAAGACAACUGGGAAAAUGCUUGCAAUUAGAAAGAAAGGUUAUGUUCCCGGAUGAUAAAAGUACAAAUUGUUUUAUUUCCAAUGGUGUUGUAAAAUGUCAGCGUGGUAAAUAUGAACCAAGGUCAGAAAGCAGAAAAGAAAGUAACUCUGAUUAUGAUGCUGAAGAGAUGGUAAGUGAAAAAGAAUCUGAACUACCAUUUAAUUGGUCCAACUGUUCACAGCAGUGGGAUGAACAACUAAGUGAAGUUAAGGCACAAGUAGAUGAAAAAAACAACUCUUCUUCUUCUUCUGGUUCCAAAGAACAUUCUGGUAUAUUUUUCAGUGGAUCCACCAUUUCUGAGAUUCCAAUAUGGCUUAUGGAAGAUUUAGAUGGUGAUGUAUCACAGGUAACAGGAAAGUCAAGGAAUUCUUCACUAGAUGUUUCUGACUUUCAGAACAUGGAAUGGAAACAGUCUAAUCCAGAGGACCAUAGUUCCAAAUCCAAGAUUAGUCAAUGUACACAAAGGUUUGGGCAGUGCAAAAAUAAAUGUAACAUUGAAGCAGAUGAAUGUUCAGAUAUCAAAUUGGGAAGGAACCCUGGGUUUAAGAAAAUCAAUGAUCAAAUCAUAAAUGUUACAAUUAAACCAGAGAAAAAUCAAGAGACGACACCUGCUAAAUCACAAAUGAAGCACCACAACAAUGCAAACACUGGAAAGAGAUGGAAGGCAAAAUCCUCUUCGAGUGAUUCAUUCUGCAACGAUUCGCCUUAUCCUCCCUAUCUCACAAGGUGUGGGCUCCAUAGAGCAUCCAGCAGAGGCAAGGAUGGGGGACUCUCUGAUGCUGAUUAUGCCACAGAUGAGCCCAGUGAAGUUGAGGAUUAUGUCUUAAAAAGCUGUGGAAAAUCAUUUCCCAAGAAACUCAAUGCUCAGAAACUCAUGAGCCAAAAGAACAGCCCACAGACCACAAGCAGCAGCAGCAGUAGCAGUGAAUCUAGUCUCAGAGAUGGCUGCUUGAAAUAUGAAAAGCCUUUCUCUUCCCAUAUGGCAUCUCCUUUUCAUCCCCAAGAAGCCACAAGAGUUCAACGAGAGCCUGAAAUACUGAUCAAGAGUAUUGCAAGCAAUUAUGGUGGAGAACUAAAUUGGCAGGCUCCUUCUCUGAGAAAUGAUCUUGUGGCUCACCUCUUCCCUGUUUUCAAGAGCAAAGCAAAUCCAGAACAUAGGAAAGACACUCAAGAACAAGCUCCAAAGAGGCAGAUGGCCAAGCCAGAAGAACACAAAUGGGAGGAUCCUGUCAGCCACAGAGAAACCUCUCUGUUAGCUCAAAUGAAAGACGAGCAAGCAAAAGCAAUGGAUUUUCUCAGCAGAAGAAAAAUCAGCCAGUAUGAUGCUGUCCAGGCUCAGUCAUCACAUCUGGACGAAUGUAAGAGUCAAGUAACUUUGAAACUUGACAGAGAAAAACCAGAAUGUAAGACACCCAUGCCAGCUAUUAAAAAAGAGGAAGAGUCUGAACAAAUAAGAAUGUUGAAGAAGCAAAUUGCAGGCCUACAGGAGGAGUUCAGGAGAAACAAGAUUCACUGGCAAGCUGCCCACAGCAGGCUAAGGAGUCAAGUGGAAGCACUGACCAAACAGAACCUGGAUCUCCAGGAUGAGCUUGGAAUGUCUGAGCAUCAGAAGAUGGAAACCCAGAGAAAACAUGGAGCAGUGGAUAUUAUUAACAGAAGAUCAGAAACACCGCUUUCUGCUGCUAUCUUGAGAGGGACAUCCUCGCAAGAGUCUGUAGAAGAGAGACUGUUGCAAGAUAAGCACAAGAGUCUCGUUGAUGUCCAUGUGAGAAGGAAAAUAUCAUUUGAUGAUUUGGCUCAUAAUGAUAGGAAUGCCCAGGCAACCAGAAGGCCAUUGCUGAGGUCUGAGUCGCUGAAAACAGCAAGAGGAGAACAAAGAACAAGGAACCCAUCUAAAAUGCUGAAUAAUAGAAGUAUAACCCCUACUGGUCAGAGGACACCCCAUCGAACACCAUUUCAAAUUCAGAAAGCCUCACCUCAGUUGACUUCUAACCAGCAACAAAACCAUGGAAGAGAAACACCCAUAUUGGAGUCUAACCAGGGCAUAGACAAGAAUACCGCUCCAUUUUUGUAUGUAAAAGGCAUAUGCUCUUCCACCUCAGGUGCUUCAGAAGAUGCAGUGUUUUCAAACAGUCUAAAUGCUGACAUUUUAAACUCCACACGUAUGACUGAUGUGGAAAUUCAGAUGAUGGAAGAUCUUGGCCAUAAAAGGACUCAGAAGUUUAAGGCCUCUAGGCCAAAGAGCGUCCCUGCAAAUGGAAGGAAAACACCUGAAGGCAAUCUUUCUACAUUUGAGAAGACUGAAAGAAAGCCAACAUUACUCAGAAGAGCAUCAUCCUGUACUGAAGACAAGGUUGGUGGAGAAGUGAAAGAAGAAAUUAAGUAUCUAGAUGGAAAGGUGAAGCAGCUGUUCACCGAUGGACGCAGAAUUACUAUAUACCCCAAUGGAACAAAGAUGGAAAUUAGUACUGAUAAAAAGACAGCUACUGUUACUUUUUACAAUGGCGAUAUUAAAAAGAUCUUAGCAGAUCAGACAGUGAUUUAUUACUAUGCAGAUGCACAGACAAGCAGGACUAUUUAUCCAGACGGCUUGGAGGUGCUGCAGUUUCCAAAUGAUCAGAUUGAAAAGUAUCAUCCUGAUGGUACUGAAGAGAUCAUCUUUCCGAACCAGACAGUGAAACGUCGCUAUGGUGGAGGUUUUGAGGAAACUAUUUUCCCAGAUGGCACAGUGGUUAAAGUAGAAAAAAAUGGAGAUAAAACCAUCCACUUUCGUAAUGGGCAAAAGGAGAUCCAAACUGCUGGAUCUAAAAGAAGAGAGUACCCUGAUGGUACUAUAAAGACUGUGUAUGCUAAUGGCCAGUGGGAAACCAAGAACAUUACCAAACAGCUCCAAAUGCAGAAUGACAAGGAAGCGCUUAUUCUAGAUGAAUGACUCAUUCCCCUAAAUGGCGGCCUUACAACCCUGCUGUUUGCAAGGGUCCGAAAGCUUCUGCCAGCGUUAAAAUUCAAAAUGUAAGUGAUACAAAUAGAAUACGGAUUGCUGCAAAUUAACGUAAACAGUGACAUAAUCAGCAUUUUUUUAAAAAAAGAAAACACCUUAUAGUGAUGUUCAAUAUGAAUUUAUUUUUGAAAGAUUGGUGGGAAAAAAAUGGAUGCUCCCAUCUGCCUGAAGUGGAAAGGAAUUCCGGAAUCAUAGCAAAAGCCUGCAGACUCUAUUAGCUUUUGUUUGAGCUGUGAAGAGUUGUGAGGAAGAAUCAAGAACCUCUAUACUGUAACUCUAAUCAUACAAGUAAUAUGGUAUAUUCUAAAUGAAGCAGCAUGGUGCCCUCGAGGUGGAGCUCUCCCCUCACAAGCUGGAGGCUGUGAGUUCGAUCCUAGGUAGCGGCAGAUAUUUCUCUCUUUGGGCACAAUGAAUCUGCUGUGAACUCUGCAGAGGCAUCAGGAAGGGCAUCCAUCUGUAAACACUCAGCUCCAGUCAUUUGCCCCAAGUCCACUCCAAUGCAAGGGAUUACAGGGUCAUUAAAAGAAAAAAAACCCCAGUAUAUUCUAAUUAAUCUGUCACAACGACUUCUAGCAUGUGAAACACAUUGUGGUGAUGUCGGAAAUAUGACACAGAUACAAUAACGUCAUCACACAUAGCUGUAUCCAGAGGUUUGAUGGAAAUCCAUAAACUGUAGUGUUUUGGGUGAAGGUGUUGCAAAUCUUUUGUCAUUUGUUGCACUCCUAUGUGGAUCAUCAUAAUUUUUAUCAUGCAAGUUUGAAUGCCUGUACUCAUCUAUAGCCUUUUGUAUGUGGCAAAGGAAAAUGUUUUUCUUUUUUAAUGUAAACUAUUUUUUCUAAAAUAUCACCAGUUGUGAGCUGAUCAAGGUUAUCUUCCCAAGAUCUGAGUUUUGAGAUUUCUGUCAUUAGCUGAGCCAUUAUUUGUUAAGCCAGGGUUUGUUGAAUUAGUCAUAACUGACUGGAUUCUCACAACAUGCCAAGCCAUAAACAGUGAUUUACAAAUCACAAUGAGAUCAAGCUAAAAUACAUACUAUAUUGUUGUGUGCAACCAGGCCAGAACAUACAACUUUCAGCCAGGGAGGCUGAGGCAAUGCCUCUUAAAACUUGUGAAAAGGCAGCAAUAAGAAUAGAUGUUUCUGGAGCUAGAAGGGCUAGUAGUUAGGUGGAAAUGACUACACACACACCAAUCAAGUAGUUGCUGAAUGAAAAGCUGUUUUGUAUGCAACAGGAAGUAAAAGUCAUCCUUGAUUUACUGUUCUGACCUAGGCUUCCUUAGAUAGCAUACAACACAAUCUUAGUCCCGGCAAACCUCUUUUAUUCAUACGUCUGUGAAUUAUUGUCAUUCCCAGUCCGAAAGGCUUCUCAAACAGUCUCUCAGGGGAGUGUUCACAAA